Molecule: messenger RNA, 457 nt
Organism: Trachymyrmex cornetzi
Lineage: Eukaryota; Metazoa; Arthropoda; Insecta; Hymenoptera; Formicidae
Product: NEDD8-conjugating enzyme UBE2F-like
Exons: 4
Coding region: 179-457 (92 amino acids)
Source: RefSeq, a predicted model, not a curated record
UAUGUAGUUAUAUCGAAGAUUGUAAUUUUUCUCGUAGAUUUACAUUGCGCAAUAAAAUAAUUGAAAAUAAGCAGAAAUGAAAAAACCUCCUUUACACAUGCUUUAAUGUACGCGAUUCAGGUGAUACGCAAACGAGGCUAAUUAAAUUUGGCAACGAAAGUUUUUAGUGCAGUUUAAUAUGAUCACGUUACGAGGAAAACUCAAAAAGGACAAUGACAUAGCAAAUUCAAAGAAUUACAACAGGCGAGUCUCAAUACGAGAUAAAUUACUGAUCAAAGAGGUACAGGAAAUGGAACAGACGUUGCCAGUAACUUGUAAAGUCACAUUUAAAGAUCCACAUUGUCUUCAUGAAUUCAUCUUGUUAAUUAUGCCAGAUGAGGGAUAUUGGAUUGGUGGCCAUUUCUAUUUUCAAAUUUACAUAAGCGAAGAUUACAACAUGAUUUACAUUGCGCAAUAA